UUGUUUUUUUUUUUCGAAAACUUAUUCUAUUGUUUUCCUCUCGUUCUCCAUUUUGAGUUGGAAAAUCAAUUGCAGUUUUAUGUGAAAAUUAACAUUACAUAUUGGAGAAAAAUUAUAUUUAAAUAGUAACUGGAUAGCAUAAAGAAACACAAUAUAAAUAUUAUAAACAAUUAAAAGAAAUAAAACGGUUAGUUCAAACGAAAUAAAGAUAAAUUAUUAUAACCUAGAAUUUGAAAAUGUGUGUAUAAUUUUUUUUUUAAUAGUGUUCAACUGUCACUUUAUGCUUUUCAUUGAGUUUAAGAGUUGCAGACAUUUAUAAUAUAUCUGCUCCCGUAUAUUUUAGUAACCAAGAAAACAACAAAAUUCCGGAAUUGAAAUUUUUGGUACGGGAACUACUUUUGGUAAAAAACUAUAGCAAGAGCGUUCAAAUUAAUUUCUCUUUCGAUAUAUAGUUUUUUUACGACUUCACACGUUAAUUUUCUUUAAAGUUAUCCUUAAAUAGGUUGGAAGGAAAUUCAGAUAUCACAAUUAUGUUGAUCAGGCACAAUUUAGCUUUCCAUUUCGUGAUCUCGUUUGUUCUAUCUAAAUUGUAGAAAAAUCUUUAAUCGAAAGAGCUUCAAAACCAAGAAACUUUUAAAACGAAAUUUGAUAAGAUAACAUUAUGUUUUUUUCGCUUUUAUAAAAAUCUUUUAAAGGAUAUUUGAUUGAAAAAAACCGUAAUAGCUCAAAACCGUAAUGGUACAUUUUAUGAAUAUAAGGAAUAGGUGUAAAAGGGUUAAUUAUUUAAAAUCCUUUAAAAAAUAACUGCAAACUUAGCCGGCUUAUAAUCGAUUUUAUGCCGCCGUCGAGAUUUUUACUAUAAGGCGACGUUAAUAUUUGUCAGCGCCGAGCUCUGCAGCUGAUCCAAUUGUAAAAAAAAAUUUAAAAGAAUUUCAACGUUUCUCAGAUUAAUUAAGAAAUAUAGUGCAAAAAAAACUACAAAAUGAAUAAAGAUAACUCCUCAAUGGACAUGGAUCCGGAAAUUGCAAAAAAACUCUUCAAUCAAGGAGCUGUAUUGUUUAUUACUGGCGUUCCUAAAGGCACGGAAUUUGGCAUAGAUUUGUGCUCGUAUGUAAUCGGAGAUAAUUUCCGAGGUGUUAAGAUGAUACCACCAGGACCUCAUUAUGUGUGGUGUGCAGCUACUGGUCCCUACGGUGAUGUAGCGCCUAGAGUGGGUUUUACACAUUUUUUUGAAGAACAAGAACUUUUAGUUAGGGAAUGGGAUGCAAAUAAUGAAGAGCUAAGAGAUAGGCAAAUAGCUGAACCUGAGUUGGAAAAACGUCGCCUAAAAGAGAAUCUCAAAAUGUUAGAUUCUUAUUUGGCACCUUAUGACUUUCGUUAUUGUGGAGAAUGGCGCAAAUUAACUGAUACUAUUACCAAGCAAUGUGUGGCUAGAUGUAGGCCGGCUUUGGGUACUAUACGCACAAAUGUGGAAUUAUUAUCAUGCCCUGAUGCAGAAAGACCUCGAGGCCCUUUAACGGAAACACAUCCAUCAAUGUCAGCGAAAUUAGUAAAUGAUGAAAACGACCUGCUGCCUCAAUUAAAACCGGUGGAUGGAACAGCGCCUAGAUUUACCCUCGUGCCCGAGCGUAUACCUAAGAAUUCAACGCCGGCCGAAAUAUCAAAACAUUCGUUGGACUGCAUACAAGCCUGCAAUAAUUUACUAAGCAAUUUCAAUCCGACACAAGAUUUAAUACAGGAAAUACAAUUAUCUUUUGUAUUCUUUAUGGUCGGCUAUUCAGUCGAAUCAUUAGCCUACUGGCGCAAAGUUUUAGCCCUACUAUCACACUCUGAAGAAGCUGUCAGUAAAUACCGACUAUUAUAUAUGAAAUAUAGUGAAGUUUUAGUUCAUCAAUUACCCCAUUUACCAGAGGAGCUAAUGGAAGCCUCUGAACGUAAUACCGUUUACAAGGAUAUACGCUCAUUAUUGGUGAAUUUAAAUCUCAGUGGUUUGCAUAAAAGUGCCGAAUUUUUAUCAAAGAAAUUACAAAAUUCUAUGAAUUGGACAUUUGAGGGAUUACUGGAUGAAGAUCCGGAAGAUAUGCCGGUUAUUGUAGAAACAAAUGAGUAAUAACAUUCAACAAAAAGCAAACAACCUACAAGUAAGUAAUAUUUAAAGAUUUAUUAGUUUUAUUAUUGUAUGUAGUAAUUAAUAUAAUAAAAUUUGUCAUAAAACAAGUUAAAAAAAGAAAA
Molecule: messenger RNA, 2232 nt
Organism: Lucilia cuprina (Australian sheep blowfly)
Lineage: Eukaryota; Metazoa; Arthropoda; Insecta; Diptera; Calliphoridae
Product: protein AAR2 homolog
Exons: 1
Coding region: 983-2110 (375 amino acids)
Biological process (GO): spliceosomal tri-snRNP complex assembly
Source: RefSeq, a predicted model, not a curated record